AUGCGCCCCGGACAGGAGUCAGAUAUGGCUAGCGAGCCAUUUAUCUCCAGUGCUGAGAGUUCGCGUUCUCCAAACAAUGAAGACCAGACAGAAAAUAAAGCGAAAAAUACACCAGCGACUCGACUUCAUCGAUCCGCGUUUGUUGCUGUUGGGCUUGUUGCUCUGUACGCGGCGCUAGUGCUCUUCUCCUGGAUUGUGAUAUGCAAGCUCACAUAUCGACCCAUAACCGCGAACCAUUAUGGGGUCUGGAUAUCGAAGAAGAAAGUUGACGGUUAUGGGUGGACGAAGGCAGAAACGAUGUUGGCGAGAUACAAGCAAAAUGAGAGAUGGUAUCAAGCGGCUCGGGUCGCCCAGGCGAUUGCCGGUGUCUUGACUAUCCCGCUCACGUCUGCAGUGUGCUCAAGUGCUGCCGUGGUAUAUCUUCAAUACUCCCGCGAUGGGCGACCUCCCACCCUGAGUCUUCGAAAGAUGAUGACGCUAGCCGACCGAGGUUGGACUGACAUUGCGACCUAUUGCCGGCUAUUAAGAGGCAAGUACCCUCGAUACGGCAGUACCUUUCUCAUCUGGGCGGUGUUAUUGCACAUCCUCGGUGCCCUCAUAUCUCCACUACAACAGCUAUUCCUCUCUACGGAGAGUAUCAAAAUACCAACAUUUCCAACUGAAGUCGAUUUCCUUCUUGAUAUUCCAGACAAGUUUGAGGAUGUGAACAAUGGAGCGGGCGACCCUACAGUCAAUAUCCUUCGUGAAUACCUCACCUCUUGGUCUGGCAAUGACAAACCUUCCCAGCUGUGGGCCGAAGAUUCCAACUGUACGCGAUUCGGAGAUAUAACGACGCCCGCGAGACAAAUGUGUUCCGACGGAAUUCCACCCUUGGGAAAGAUCUCGAUGUUGACUAACCCAUUCAUCGCUCAGCUGUCAAGGGAGUAUAACACUGGUUUGAUCCAACAGUUUCUUCCUCGUUUCAACGCGUCCACACGUUACGAAAAUAUUUCGUCUGAGGAAUUUCCAACGAAUUGCGACAAAAUACCAGGGGCUUUGUCUAUCUACCAAAGCAACACUCCUACUAGUAUCCGGAAUGAUACCUCUGAAGACUUAUCUUGGGCUCUCCACGCCUGUAUGCCUACCGAUGUGCGAAUAACACCAUGGAAAAAUACACGUGCUCGGCAAGACUUUACCGAAGUCCUCUUCCUGAAUAUAUCUCUUUCCAGAGACCUCAGCGAUUACCUCGGUGAAAGCCGCCGGUCAUUUAUAGCUUCUCAAUAUAUCCGUGUGACAGUGAACACAACUGCUGGAUACUUCGAGUUACCCAACUACAUGAACGGAGAGAGAAGCGGGGCCCCUCCUUCGAGGGGACCCAACCGAACACUGCGGAAACUCUUGCUACAGACAAGGAAUUACAAGCAAUGA
Penicillium manginii is the source of this 1407-nucleotide messenger RNA. RefSeq lists its product as uncharacterized. The transcript has a single exon. The coding region runs from base 1 to 1407 and encodes 468 amino acids. The record is from RefSeq and is a predicted model, not a curated record. Lineage: Eukaryota; Fungi; Ascomycota; Eurotiomycetes; Eurotiales; Aspergillaceae.